CCCCCUUUUCUCACCCUCUACGUCUCACUCUCCUCCCAGUAUCUAGCACGUCUCACAAACCUCCCCACCCCAGGGCACAGCCCCUGCCAUUGUCCAAACUUCCUCCCCAGCUCCCCCCCCAGCAGGUAUAAGAGGGACCCGCCCAGCCCCACCUGCACCCUUUGAAUUUCACAGCCCCGGUAAGGCAGCAGCUGCUCCGCCACCAGCGAACACCAGGCUCCACCAUGGCCUAUCAGGCGGAGAUAACGCAGCCCGGCCGGGUACAGACCAGCUACUCCUAUGGCAACUCCAACGCCUGGAGCUCGGGCAUGUGCGACUGCUUCGCGGACAUGGGCGUGUGUCUCUGCGGUACCUUUGUGCCCUGCAUCCUGGCCUGCCAGGUGUCCCAGGACUUCGGCGAGUCCUGCUUCCUGCCCUGCCUGCCCGGCACCUUGCUGGCCCUGCGCACGGGGGUGCGGGAACGGUACCACAUCGAGGGCAGUAUCUGCGACGACUGGCUGGUCAUGGCGUGCUGCGGGCCCUGCGGCCUCUGCCAGCUCUCCCGGGAGCUGUCCCAGCGGAAAUGAGGGGCCGGCGAUCCCGGCUCCAGCUAGGGGGGCUCUGAACCGCCUCCGCAGCACGAAGAAAAUCUGCCCCUUCCCCGCCCAGGGAGGAGAACAGGGACAGCGGGGGGGGGAGCCCCUGCCCCAACCCCCCUAAAUAAAUA
Messenger RNA from Mauremys mutica (yellowpond turtle), 706 nucleotides. RefSeq names its product cornifelin (gene CNFN). The record is from RefSeq and is a predicted model, not a curated record. Gene Ontology annotation, cellular component: cornified envelope. The transcript has 4 exons. The coding region runs from base 225 to 566 and encodes 113 amino acids. Lineage: Eukaryota; Metazoa; Chordata; Testudines; Geoemydidae.